This is a messenger RNA of Labrus bergylta (ballan wrasse), 2181 nucleotides long. RefSeq names its product bromodomain-containing protein 3. The record is from RefSeq and is a predicted model, not a curated record. Lineage: Eukaryota; Metazoa; Chordata; Actinopteri; Labriformes; Labridae. Gene Ontology annotation, biological process: chromatin remodeling; regulation of DNA-templated transcription. Gene Ontology annotation, cellular component: nucleus; chromatin.
GACAACCUGCUAGGAUGAUAAAAGGUUGGAGUGAAAAAUACCAUGUUGCAGGUUUUAUCUGUUCCUAAGAAAGUUUUUAGCCCAAAAGUUCCUCCUGAGGGUCGCUCAGUAGUGAACUGGGCUUUGUAACUUUGGUCUGCUUGUAGCGUUUAGCCUCUUGAAUUUCAACAGCGCUUGAACUUCUGUCCCGACGAGUUUAUUUAUUUUUUAUUAAACCAGUUUGUAACAUUUCCAGUAUCUUCGUCCUGAGCAGGGAGUUCUCCAUCGUCCGCCGACAAACAACAAAGAUACGUCGGAGUUUCAUGCAGGUAACGCUAAGCUGCAAGAUCAAAUUGUCUUGCUUGAAACUUAUGAAUGAAGGAGCCUGGUUUUCCCUCGGAGCCUUCAGUGAGCUGGCAGACGAAAGCAAGAAUUCACAGAAUAUACAAGAAACCAUCAAAGACAGCAAGCUGUUCCAGCCGUGAUCAUCAUGUCAGGGGUCCAGCACCCUUCACAAGCUGUCAAUCCUCCGCCUCCUGAGGUGACCAACCCUAAAUCACCGGGUCGAAGGACCAACCAGCUGAAGUUCAUGCAGAAUGUGGUGAUCAAGUCCCUGUGGCGGCACCAGUUCGCCUGGCCGUUUCACCAACCAGUUGAUGCAGUCCAACUUGGACUACCAGAUUAUCACACCAUCAUAAAGUCUCCCAUGGACUUAGGAACCAUCAAGCAACGGCUAGAGAACAACUACUACUGGAGUGCCAGUGAUUGUAUGCAAGACCUCAACACCAUGUUCACAAACUGCUACAUCUAUAAUAAGCCUACAGAUGACAUAGUGAUGAUGUCCCUCGCCUUGGAAAAGGUUUUCUUGCAAAAAGUUGCAAUGAUGCCUCCGCGGGAGGUGGAGAUUUCUGCUGAUGCAGCCAAGGGGAAGGGCAAAAAAAGUGUCUCUCCAGGUAAGCAGGAUGACACUGUGACCUCACUUUUAUCACCAACCAAACCCACAUCUCCACCAGUCCCCAGCAACACACCCAGACCACCGCAGCCCAUCACAAAAAAGAAAGGGGUGAAACGGAAAAGGCGGACAUCUGAACAUCAGAAGGGCUCAGAGGACAAGGGGCUCCAACCACAAGAAAGCCAACAGCUCAAGUAUUGCAGAAAUAUCCUGAAGGAGUUGCUGUCUAAGAAACUCCUAAGCUUUGCCUGGCCGUUCUACAAGCCUGUGGACGCUGAAGCUCUGCAGCUGAAGGAUUAUCAUGAAAUCAUCAAAUACCCCAUGGACCUCAGCACAGUUAAAAAAAAGAUGAACGGAGGAGAGUACCAGGACGCACAGAGCUUCGCAGCAGACGUGAGGUUAAUUUUUUCCAACUGCUACAAAUACAACCCUCCACACCAAGAGGUUGUUGCUAUGGCCAGAAAACUUCAAGGUGUGUUCGAGAGGAUGUUUGCAAAGAUGCCAGACGAGCCAGUAGAGUUGAAUCCACUGAUGAGCGGUGCGGGUUUGAGCGGUGCAGGUUUGAGCGGUGUCGGUUUGAGCGGUGCAGGUUUAAGCAGCGCAGGUGUCAACUUGGACAAAUGUGACUCAGAAGAGGAGCGGACCACCCGUAUUGCUGAGUUGCAUGAACAACUCAAAGCGGCUCAUGAACAGCUCGCAGCAAUCUCUAAAGUCCCUGGGGUCAAACAAAAGAAGGGGAAAGAAAAGACAGAAGACAGCAGGCUGAAUGAAGGAAAUACAAAAAAAAACAGGCAGGUGUGGAAAAGCAGUGCGGACUGGGAUUCAGAUGAUGAGUCUUUGCCGCUGACUUACGACGAGAAGCACCAGCUGAGCCUGGACAUUAAUCGGCUGUCGGGCAUGAAGCUGGGCCGCGUGGUCCAGAUCAUCCAGUCGCUCGAGUCCUCGACGUGCGAAACCAACCCCGAAGAGUUCGAGAUUGACUUUGAGACGCUGAAGUCGUCCACUCUGCGCCAGCUGCAACAAUACGUGAAGGCUUGUCUCUCCAAAAGGUUUAAGAAAUAUCAAAAGAAAAGCAGUCGAGCAGGCUCUCACAACACGGGCCACAGCAGCUCCACUUCUACCAGCAACAGCCCCGGUGACUCCAGCGCUGAAGACUGUGACUUGUAAGAUGCAAGUGAAUUUAUUUAUUUGAUCUUUUGUUUAAAAAAGAUGUUCAACACUUUAUUUUUGUAUUGUUUGUAUUUUAAUGU